AUGUCAGUUUAUAAACUAAACGAAAUUCCCGACGACUGGGUGAGCAACACCUCACGUUGGGAGAGGAGCCGCCCAACAUCAGCCGGGGAACAUUACCCGUCACCCACGGACAACAGGCCACUGGGAGAGGAACACCUUCAGGAGUCACCCACGGACAAGAGGCCACUGGGAGAGGAACACCUUCAGGAGUCACCCACGGACAAGAGGCCACUGGGAGAGGAACACCUUCAGGCGUCACCCACGGACAACAGGCCACUGGGAGAGGAACACCUUCAGGAGUCACCCACGGACAAGAGGCCACUGGGAGAGGAACACCUUCAGGAGUCACCCACGGACAAGAGGUCACUGGGAGAGGAACACCUUCAGGAGUCACCCACGGACAACAGGCCACUGGGAGAGGAACACCUUCAGGAGUCACCCACGGACAAGAGGUCACUGGGAGAGGAACACCUUCAGGAGUCACCCACGGACAACAGGCCACUGGGAGAGGAACACCUUCAGGAGUCACCCACGGACAAGAGGCCACUGGGAGAGGAACACCUUCAGGAGGCAGGACGAGAAAAAGAUCUGGGGGUUGAUAUAACACCAGACACGUCCCCUGAAACCCACAUCAAAAGGAUAACAUCAGCGGCGUAUGCCAGGACGCGAACUAUUGAAUAA
This is a messenger RNA of Procambarus clarkii (red swamp crayfish), 660 nucleotides long. The record is from RefSeq and is a predicted model, not a curated record. NCBI's taxonomy places the organism in Eukaryota, Metazoa, Arthropoda, Malacostraca, Decapoda, Cambaridae.